Frankliniella occidentalis (western flower thrips) is the source of this 2081-nucleotide messenger RNA. RefSeq names its product cytochrome P450 4C1. NCBI's taxonomy places the organism in Eukaryota, Metazoa, Arthropoda, Insecta, Thysanoptera, Thripidae. The transcript has 12 exons. Bases 156 to 1697 code for a protein of 513 amino acids. The record is from RefSeq and is a predicted model, not a curated record. Gene Ontology annotation, molecular function: oxidoreductase activity, acting on paired donors, with incorporation or reduction of molecular oxygen; heme binding; monooxygenase activity.
CGCCAGUCGCUCCCGGACCGGCCGCCCGUGCCAGCAUCAUCCGCUCCAUCUCUGGAGGGACAAGCCAGCGCUCAGCUAAGCUCAGCUCACCCCCUGACAAGACUCGACGAGGAGGCACUGCAGUUCGAACCGCGCCAUUUUGAUUUUCUGACGAGAUGGAGACGUCGGGCGUAGGCCUGUUGGCGGGCGCCAUCCUGGGGAUGCUAGUGCUGUAUCAGAUCCUGCUCAUCGUGACAAGGAGGAGGAGGUUCGUCAAGGUGGUGGACGCCCUGCCGGGGCCCAAGCCACACAUGGUCUUCGGGAACGUACCCGACCUCAUGGUCGCUCCCAACAAGUUGUUUGAAGCCUGGGACGAGCGGCACAGGAAGAAUGCGACGCUCUUCAGGACGUGGAUCGGGCCCUACGCGGAGAUCAACCUCAAGGAGCCGGAGCAGGUCGAGGCCAUCCUCAGCAGCUCCAAGCACAUCACCAAGUCCAACGCUUAUCGAUUUCUGCAGCCCUGGUUGGGAACCGGCCUCCUCACCAGCACAGGACACAAAUGGCACACGCACCGUAAGAUGAUCACCCCAACAUUCCACUUCAAAAUUCUUGAGGCCUUCCACGACGUGUUCGUCGAGAAGUGCGAGAUCCUCGCGCGGAAGCUGGCUCGAGUGGCCGACGGCAAGACCGAGUUCGACAUGUACCCCUUCAUCACGCACUGCACCCUCGACAUCAUCUGUGAGACUGCGAUGGGUGUCAGGAUCAACGCACAGGAUAGUACAGAGAAGAGGAGUGACUACGUAUCGGCCAUUUACGAGGUGAGUGAACUGACGCUGAAGCGCGCGCAGCGUCCCUGGCUGUUCCCUAACUUCACUUGGGCCCUCACCGACAUGGGCAAGCGCUACAAGCACUGCCUCUCCAUCCUCCACGGCUUCACCAACAAGGUGAUCCGCGAGCGCAAAGAGGUGCGCGAGGGCCAGCGCGGCCAGCAGGAGCAGCACUCCCAAGAGGACGAUCUCGGGCGUAAGAAAAGGACGGCCUUCCUGGACCUCCUGCUGGAUGCGAGGGAGGCCGGAGCCCAGCUCAGCGACGAGGAUCUCCGAGAGGAAGUCGACACAUUUAUGUUUGAGGGUCACGACACUACAACCGCCGGACUAUGUUGGGCAGUGUUCCUCUUAGGGUCUCACCCACACAUUCAGGACACUGCCGCAGAAGAGCUGGAGCACAUUUUCCAAGGUUCAGAUCGGGCGCCUACUGUGCGUGACCUGCAGGAAAUGAAGUACCUAGAGCGCGUCAUCAAGGAAACACUCCGGCUCUUUCCAUCAGUUCCUUUCAUCGGACGCAAACUGUUCCAGGAUGUCGACUUUGGUGGAUACAAGGUCCCUGCUGGUUGCAUGAUCAACAUUCCAAUCUACCACAUUCAUCGCAACCCCAAGCAAUGGCCCUCUCCUCAUGCAUUUGAUCCAGACAACUUCCUGCCGAACAGAGUGGCUGAGAGACAUCCUUACUCCUACGUUCCGUUUAGUGCUGGACCAAGAAAUUGCAUUGGCCAAAAGUUUGCUUUGAUGGAGGAGAAGACUGUUUUAUCCUACAUCUUGCGAUACUACAAAAUCCAAGCAGUAGAGACAAUGGAAGACCUCACCCUCAUGAUUGACCUUAUUCUAAGACCAGAAUCAGGUAUCAAAGUCAGGCUGGAGCCAAGAACACCCCUGUCAUGAGGCAAUGAUAGACGCUUGAAAUUUGAUGGCAAAAUGAUAUGAAUUUUUAGGCUUACAAUUGUUAGCUAAGUAGGUCUUAAGCGAACUUGCCAUGAAAUUUCACAGUGCAAUCAUUUCUUUGUGCCAAGCACAUGCUGCCCACCAAAGAGUUACCUGAUCAACUGAUUUUUUGCCUAGUCCUCAUUCUAAUGAAAGAAGCAAAGGCAUGGUCCUCGAAUGCCUGUUCUUUAGGUAAUGGUCCAAAAAACCUGCCCAUGGUUCUGAACCUCAUGGAUCAAGUGUAAAUAGUUAUUGUGGUCUGUAAAGGGUAAUACUGAGUUAAUGUACAUAUGAAUUGUAAAUAAAUUUAUUUGAUAUAAAAAUAAAACUUAAGUUUAGCAAUAA